UUCUGACGGUUUAUUUCCUUCCUCCUCUCCACUUUCACUUCCAUAAAGCUCUACAAAUCCUGCGCCCUACCACACUGAAUCCCACUUCCAAAAUCGAAACCCCACAAUUUCCGACCCGGCGGUCAGACCUGUUUGAUUUUUCUACAUCCUAAACCCAAAGGCAACAAUCUCGGUCAGAGACUGAUGUCUCUCCUAGGCGACGAUGGCCGCGGCUUCGAGCUAGCUCGCAAGCUGGAGACGCAGGGGGUAUGGCGUUCGUGGCUUGGAGACUCUCUCUACUCCAACUUUGUUCACUUCCUCUCCUCUCCUUCCGCAUGGGAUUCCUUCAUGCGAGCUGACGAACCCAAAUCCAAACCUCAGAUCCACCUCCAGCUCCGUGUCCGUGCCCUAUUGUUCGAUAAAGCUAGCGUCUCUCUGUUUCUUUCUUCCAAUAGUCCCGCUACUUCCUCUUCCUCGAUUGCUGUUUCGAAGCUCAAUCCGAAUUAUUUGCAGCUACAUGGGGAUGACGUGUACUUCACACUGGAGGACGGGGAUCAACGGCGAGAAGCAGGUGGUGGUGUAGGGCCAAAUGCGGCGCCGUCUAAGAGCCAUUCUAAAUCUUCUUUUAGUACUGGAUCAAGAUAUGGUGAUUCUGAAAUGGAAAGCAUACCCCAGAGAUUCAGGAAUGAAGAAUUUCCUGAAACAUGGUAUAAUCAGUUUAUGGAAAAGCAUAAAGUUAGUAGGCCAUACAGGUCAUCAUUUGGGGACAGAGACUUAGACAAGCGUUCGCCUGAGGAAAUGUCUAAUUAUCUUGGACUGCUUGAUAAGCAUAAGAGAAGGUGUCUUGCAUUUACACCAAGUAUGCAUACCAGUUCUGUUUUAGAUGGUAAUUCUGCUGAUGCUGAUGUAUCUUUUUUCCCGGAAACGAUGUUUAUGUCUAAUUGUAUACCUGAUAGUGCACUUCCGCUGAUAAUUCGAACAAAAAGCAAUGAAAAAAUUGAGUUUCGUGGAGUUCUUGAUUCAUUACCUCAGACCAGGAGUUCUGUUGUGAUAGAGAGGCUUGGUAUUAGUGUGGAACAAGGAGGAAGCUUGCAUCGUCCAAAAAAUGGGUCUGAAGGAAAUAAGAAACUUCUUGGUCAAGAGCAAGCAUCACAGAUGUGUCAGAAGGUAGUGGCCCAUAUGUUGGCACAGAAGGGGUUUGAAGGUGCAACGGAAGUUCCAUUGGAAGUCUUAUCUCAAUUGCUUAGAUGUCAUAUUAGUAAACUGGGCCACAUUUUGAAAGUCUUUGCUGAUAGUUAUAGGAAACAAUGUUCAGCAAUCGACCUAAUCAAGAUGUUUCUUCAAACAGCAGGAUAUAGUAAUCUUGGAAAUCUGGUGGAGCUUAAGGAUGGCUCCAAGAAUAUUGUGCAACAAACGCAACAACAAAUACAUGGAAUCCAGGCACAGUUGCAGCCUCAGCACCAGAGCGCCCUUCGGCUACCCCAGCAACUGCAGAUCUCAAGACCAAUGCAUCCACAAAUGCAGCAGAUGGUUCUUCCACAAAAUUUGGCUUUUCAGCAGAUGGAGAGAAUGCGAAGGCGGCAACAAUCCACCCCUCGCCCUGCAAUGGAUAUGGACAAGGAAAGACCAAUGGUACAAGUGAAGAUUGAAAACCCACCAGAUUUGCCAAUGGAUGGAAAUGCCUUCAAUUCCAUCCAGUCCAGACACCCGCAGUUGCAGUUCCGACAGCAACAACUUGCUGCAAUGUCAAAUCUCCAAGCACAAUCUAGCAAUCAAUUUAGGCAGUUGGCAUCCAUGCAAGUUCCUCAAAUGCAGACACCGAACAUGGGCAUUGUUAGGGCUCCACCAGUGAAGGUUGAAGGUUUUCAGGAAUUGAUGGGUGGGGAUGCUUCAGUAAAACAUGACACUGAGGAAAAUAAGCUAACCUCUCCAUCAAGUAAAUAGCUUUGCUAGCUAAGCAUACUUCCCAUCACAAUUCUUUUGGCCUUUUCUUCUUGUUUAGAGAAAUGUUUAUUUUGUAUAUAUGGUAAUUUAUACUUUUCCAUAGUGAAUUUUAUGGUUUUGACAAAAUUAGGGUUAUACUUU
Manihot esculenta (cassava) is the source of this 2064-nucleotide messenger RNA. RefSeq lists its product as uncharacterized. Bases 184 to 1923 code for a protein of 579 amino acids. Gene Ontology annotation, molecular function: protein heterodimerization activity. NCBI's taxonomy places the organism in Eukaryota, Viridiplantae, Streptophyta, Magnoliopsida, Malpighiales, Euphorbiaceae. The record is from RefSeq and is a predicted model, not a curated record. The transcript has 6 exons.